UGUGGAGAAUUUGAUUGUAGUUCAUUCAUGGACACUGCGGUGGGUUCCUAAGGAAACGGGGAAAUUUAUGUUGAUUUUAGGACUCUAAACUUUGUAGAGCUGAACCGCGAACAAGGCAGAAUCACUUGUUCACACUGGGAUAACGGGGAAGGCUUGGAAACUUCUGGAGUCUUUAAAAACAUUUCUGCAUAAUUUCAAGGCCCAGGAGCCGCGGAACACAGGAGUACAACAGCCCGCCGUGGAUGGCUGAUCUCCCGGGGAACGUCUCACCAAUGCGGCGCUGAUCAACUUUAGCAAAACGUAGAUUUUUGGGGGGUACAGUCACUGCCAUCGUGAGAUCCGCUCUCAGGGACGAUGUCACACGCCGGGGCUCCACCUCGAUGGCGAAACUGUCCAAGAAGGGGUCAACCUGUAGCAGGCAAGUUUUUGCCAAUGAAGACAAUGCUAGGGCCCAAAUAUGAUGACUUAGUCCCAGAGGAAUGCCGGUUCCACCCCAGCAUGCUGUCCAACUAUCUGAAGAGUCUGAAGGUCAAAAUGGGACUGCUCAUCGAUUUAACGAACACGACGCGGUUUUACGACCGGAAUGAAAUUGAGAAAGAAGGCAUCAAAUAUGUGAAGCUUCAGUGUAAAGGCCAUGGUGAGUGUCCGACCCCAGAGACCACAGAGAUGUUCAUCCGCCUGUGUGAGCACUUCAUGGAAAAGACUCCCACUGAGCUGAUCGGUGUUCACUGCACGCACGGCUUCAAUCGCACCGGCUUUCUGAUCUGCGCCUACCUGGUGGAGAAGAUGGACUGGAGCAUCGAGGCUGCGGUGGCUGCCUUCGCCCAGGCACGGGCCCCCGGGAUCUACAAGGGCGACUACCUGAAGGAGCUGUUCCGUCGCUAUGGCGACGUGGAGGACGCGCCGCAGGCCCCGCCCCUGCCGGAGUGGUGCUUCGACGAGGACGAAGAUGGCGCGGACGAUGACGAUGGCGGUGGCGGUGCGGUCGGGCAGGACUCCGGGCCCAGCUCCUCAGGGGCAGCGCCGGGGAAGAAGAAGAAGGAGCGGCUAAAGCUGGGUGCCGUGUUCCUGGAGGGCGUCACGGUGAAGGGUGUCACCCAGGUCACCAGUCAGCCCAAGCUGGGCGAGAUCCAGAGGAAGUGCCAGGAGUUUGCCGAGUGGGAGAAGUCCGGUUUCCCAGGUGCGCAGCCUGUGUCCAUGGACAGGAGGAACCUGCGGUUUCUGGAGCAGAAGGCGUAUAAGGUCAGCUGGAAGGCUGACGGCACACGGUACAUGAUGCUGAUCAAUGGGAGGAAUGAGGUCUACAUGAUCGACAGGGACAACUCGGUCUUCCACGUGGAGAACCUGGAGUUCCCCUUCCGGAAGGAUCCGCGCAUCCACCUCUCCAACACGUUGCUGGACGGGGAGAUGAUCAUCGACAAGGUGAACGGACAGCCCGUCCCGCGCUACCUGAUCUACGACAUCGUCAAGUUCAACGGUCAGCCUGUGGGUCAGUGUGAUUUCAACAUCCGACUGCUUUGCAUCGAGAAAGAAAUCAUCUUCCCCAGGCAGGAGAAGAUGAAGAACGGGCAGAUCGACAAAACCAGAGAGCCUUUCAGCGUCAGGAACAAGCCAUUUUUCGACAUCCACGCAUCCCGAAAGCUGCUGGAAGGAAGCUUCUCCUCCCAGGUCAGCCAUGAGGUUGAUGGCCUUAUCUUCCAGCCUAUUGGGAAGUACAAACCCGGGAGGUGUGACGACAUCCUCAAGUGGAAGCCUCCCAGCCACAACUCGGUGGACUUCCGCCUCAAGAUUGCCAAAGUGGGCGGGGAAGGGUUGCUCACUCAGACGGUGGGAUUGCUGUACGUUGGCAGCUACGACAGACCCUUCGCACAGAUGAAGGUGACCAAGGAGCUGAAACAGUACGACAACAAAAUCAUCGAGUGCACAUUUGACAACAACACCUGGGUGUUUAUGAGACAGCGGAUCGACAAGAGCUUCCCCAACUCCUAUGACACAGCGAUGGCUGUGUGCAACAGCAUCCAGCAUCCCGUCACGAAGGAAAUCCUCUUCGAGUUCCUGGAUCGCUGUGCCCUGGGAGCACAAGGACAGACGCGCAAGCACCCGCCGGACCCCGACGCCGAGCUCAUGCCCCCCCCACCUCCAAAGAGACCCAACCGGGCCAUACCAUAGGGCAUCUGACAGCGGGGGCGGGACUAAUCGAAGAGUGACAGACUGAGGGGCAGGGCUUAUCCUUAACAGGAAGUGGUCCACUUCCUCCUUCCUCCUCCAGCGGCCCUCUUCCCCCCAGAAAACGGACAUUUAAAGCUCCCUGAACACAGACUGUUUGUUUAUCAGCCUACUAG
Messenger RNA from Megalops cyprinoides (Indo-Pacific tarpon), 2342 nucleotides. RefSeq names its product RNA guanylyltransferase and 5'-phosphatase (gene rngtt). The record is from RefSeq and is a predicted model, not a curated record. Gene Ontology annotation, molecular function: mRNA 5'-triphosphate monophosphatase activity; mRNA guanylyltransferase activity; protein tyrosine/serine/threonine phosphatase activity. Gene Ontology annotation, biological process: protein dephosphorylation; 7-methylguanosine mRNA capping. The transcript has 16 exons. The coding region runs from base 355 to 2169 and encodes 604 amino acids. NCBI's taxonomy places the organism in Eukaryota, Metazoa, Chordata, Actinopteri, Elopiformes, Megalopidae.